This is a messenger RNA of Staurois parvus, 302 nucleotides long. The record is from the annotation of a GenBank genome assembly. NCBI's taxonomy places the organism in Eukaryota, Metazoa, Chordata, Amphibia, Anura, Ranidae.
CUAAAAUAAUUGCAUUUCCAUGUUGUGUGUACUGUGGGAGACCAGAUAUAGUGAAUGCAGGGUCCCAGCAGAUAUAUAGUGAAUGCAGGGUCCUGGGAGACCAGAUAUAGUGAAUGCAGGGUCCUGGGAGACCAGAUAUAGUGAAUGCAGGGUCCGGGGAGACCCAGAUAUAGUGACCGGAUAGAUAUAGUGAAUGCAGGGUCCGGGGGGAGACCAGAUAUAGUGAAUGCAGGGUCCGGGGAGACCAGAUAUAGUGAAUGCAGGGUCCGGGGAGACCAGAUAUAGUGAAUUCAUGGCCCUGG